AUGACAAGGAGCGCCUGAAUAUUUUGUACCAAAAAUCCAAAAUGGUGGACGGCACUGUGAGUUCUAGUCGGUUCUCCGUAGAAUAUACGAGUGUAGCGUGUAACAAAGCUUCUCUAUGUGCCGCCUGGGGUAGGAACGGACUUGUGGGUUAUGGAGGGUGCAAUUCAGUGGUGCUUUAUCGUCCUCAUAAAGAAAACUCUUCUGGAUUAAUAGAAUGUAUCUUGAAUGGCCACAAAGACAGAGUGAACUGUGUAAAAUGGAUAAACAAUCAUCAUGAACCUGAGGUUGAAUUGGUCUCCGGUUCAACUGAUAAAACUGCUAUUGUUUGGAAAAAAGAAAAUGACAAUUGGAUUCUAUCAGCAACAUUAAAAGGACAUACCAAUGCGAUUAAUGCAGUGGCUGCCAUGUCAAUCAAACAUGCUGAUGGAGCAAAUAGGAUAUUGAUAGCAACAGCCUCAGCUGACAGCUCUGUUAUACUUUGGGAAAAAGCCAGUAGUCCACAAGGCUCCUUCGAAAGUCUACAAACACUUUCAUUUGGUUCUGGUUUUGCUCUAACAGUUGAUCUGACAGUUCUUCCCCAGACUAUUGUCCCCAUUUUGGCAUGUGGUUGUGAAGACUGUAAAAUUCAUCUUUUUAUUGAAAAUGAAAGCAAGUUCUCCAAAGUACAAAGUCUCUCUGGACAUGACGACUGGAUCAGAGACACAGAGUUUGCACUGGAAGAUUCAGGUGACUUGCUGCUUGCCUCUUCAUCUCAAGACUGCUUCAUACGAAUAUGGAGAAUCUCUUUACAAUCUGCUGGAAAGCAGCCUAUUUCCCCUCAAAAGCAUAUGGCAAAUGUUAAUGAGCCAUUUGGGGAGCUCAAGCUUACUUCAAACCUUUUUCAAGUCAGAGAUAAUGAGGCAAUAAAUGAGUUUUCUGUGGUAUUAGAGUCAGUAUUAUCUGGCCAUGAAGAUAUUGUAUAUGGUGUUCAGUGGCAACCUCCACAAAAACAAGCUGAUGGCACUUUUACUCAGCCCAUGUGCCUUCUCUCUGCCUCUCUGGACAAGUCUCUCGUGAUCUGGCAACCAGACCCUGAUACUGGUAUAUGGAUUGAAACGAUGCGAGUUGGGGGUGUGGGCGGGACAACGUUAGGGUUCUACGGAGGGAUGUUCAGCCCAGAUGCAAGGACAGUACUUGGACACAGCUUCCAGGGAGCUUUUCACCUUUGGACAAAUGAAUCAUCUGAGCAGAGCAAUAACUCAUGGCGUCCUGGAGUAACUAUUGGAGGCCAUUUCGCUCCGGUGCAGGACAUCUGCUGGGAACCCAGGGAAGGCCAGUUUCUAUUGAGCGUCAGUAGUGACCAGACGACCCGACUUCAUGCACCAUGGAGGAGGUCUGGACACCAGACCACGUGGCACGAGAUUGGUCGGCCCCAGGUCCAUGGCUAUGACAUGCAGUGUGUUACUAUGCUGAACAGAUACACCUUGGCGUCAGGUGCAGAGGAGAAGGUCGUGCGCGUAUUCAAGGCACCACAGCAGUUCUUAAUAACCCUCCAGUCAUUGUGUGGUGUCCAGGAGGCUGUCAUGGAAAACAUCGAGCUUCCGCUCGGUGCUAGUGUGCCUGCGCUAGGAUUAUCAAAUAAGGCUGUGUUUGAAGGUGAUGUAGGUGUUACAAAGGAGCAUUCCGCCGACUCCAACCUUUCAGUGAAUACGUCUGCGUUUGCCAGCGAGGAACCCGCCCCCUUUACGCCGAUGGUUUUAUCAGUGCCACCCACGGAAGACGUCCUGCUUCAGAACACUUUAUGGCCAGAAGCGCAGAAACUGUAUGGACAUGGCUAUGAGAUUUUCUGCGUGGCUUCAAGCCCUGAUGGAUCUCUGCUGGCAACAUCUUGUAAGGCGACAAAACCUGAACACGCAUGCGUUAUUCUGUGGGACGCAAACAUAUGGAAGCAAGUCUGCUCUUUACCAGGUCACUCACUCACCGUUACACAAAUCGCCUUCAGUCACUCUGGGCAGCGUAUACUCUCUGUCUCACGUGAUCGUUCCUGGGCUGUGUUUCGGCUAAGACAGGAUGACCUCGAUGGGCCUCUGUACCAGCUCGUCUCGCAUAGCAGCACGUUACCCAAACCCAAGCAGCACAGCAGGAUCAUUUGGUCAUGUUCCUGGAGUCAUGACGAUAAAUACUUCAUAACAGCGUCCAGAGAUAAAAAGGUGAUUAUGUGGGGACUUGACAACACUGCAGAUAAAGAGACCUGGGUACCAGUGUCCAGUCCACUGGACGUCGGCGAGCCUGCAACCGCUGUAGACUUAGCGCCAUGCGCACUAAAGAACGCACGGUACUUGGCCGCGGUCGGCUUAGAGUCGGGCCGAAUCAUGCUGUACUCUUGGUCAGCGGAUAUUUCAUCUGCGCCUGCGCACUGGGUAGCUGAAGUAUCGAUUGAGUACCACUCUCUUGUUGUGAAACGGUUGCGCUGGCGGCCGAAGCCCGCAAAGCACGACUGUCGCUUGCAUUUCGCCAGCUGUAGCGCGGACCACAGCGUGAAAAUCUUCGAAAUAUCAGGUGUAGAAUAACCCAGGCAGCGCGUAGUACUAUUCACCAACAAAGACAUUGAAUGAAAAAGGAUUUAGGAGUUUGGUCUUCUGUUGAAUGUCUCCUUUACGGGCCAUCACGUGACAUUCUCGUGUUAUUUACUUGUCACGUGUCGUAAUCUGGUCAUUUGCUUGCCAUAGAUACAUGUCUCAUGUGUCCGUCAGGCGCAUCCCUAGUUUGGGACAAAUCAAUCCUCGGCUUGCCUUCAGGACCACCUCCCCAACAACCCUUUCAAGCUCUCAUCUCGCAGCCACCGAGCCUCGUGUGUUAUUUGUAAAAGUUUGCGAGUAGCAGCGGGCAAUCUAGUUUAGGGUACUCAUAAUCAUAGAACAAUUCCACGUGUUGUGGUUUGUCUCGGGAUGUCCCGCCACUGUACCCGCAAUCCCGUAGCUUCAGCCCUUGGUCGAGAAUUUCGGUUUCCGCUCUCUGCUCUUUCUUCGUAGCUUUUUUCCUCAAAAUCCGGAUAUCUACCGCUGACCCCCCUAACUCGCUCUUCACAAUCCGUGUUAUUCCAUAUAUGGUUAUGUCUGACUUCACGUGGGUGGUGAACUGACCAAUGAAAGCGUCCUUAUAUGGUAGUCCCAAAUUUGUCAAGUGCAGACAAAUGUAUCUGCAAGGAACGGAAUAAUAACAAGCAAUUAUCUUGGAGUAUGCUUUUUUUCUCCUGGAGUUUUAAGCUUUUCAUUUUUUGCGCUGGAAAGGCUUGACCGUUAAUGUCCAUUUUUAGCGCCCAGCUUCAGAUAAGCCUACCCAUCCCUCUCUCGAACUAUAUCUCGUAUUGUAACGAUAAACAAACACAAAGACUGAUUAAUAAGAGAAAUAAUUUGCCUUUGGGCGAUUAGUGAGUUUAAAACAACGAUGGAAAACAUGGAAUCCCAUAUACAUUUCAACGUAGAAAGCCCAGGUUUCACGGUAUAUCGUGGAGGAAGGUGAACGUUCCCGUCGUAAAUCCAGACAUCUUUGUACGCUAAUGCAAAACAAAUUUGGUAUUAAGCUCUAAGCAUGGUCUGCUUAAAGUCCGAAAUAACAGUAAUAAGUAAGGAGGACAAGGUCUGAUCCAGACUGUGGUAUCCGUCAACCUAAAAAAUAUCCCACAAUUGGAUGGACCACCUGAUCAACUUACCUUGGAGCCUCGUUUAGAACAGGUUCCCAGAUCCCAAUCUCGCAGUUUGGACACGGUCGUAACUGGACUCUAGAGUCCAGUCCCUCUUGACCCUUUUCUUUGUCUGUGGAGACCCUGCGAGCGACGGCCCCAUUUCGCAGCGUCCGCUUGAUCUUACUGACCUCGUUGUAAUCAAUCGUCUCGUCGUUAUCUUCGUCGAGUGACAUCGCCAACAUGUAGGCCUCGGUCAUCGUCACCGGCGCCCCUAUUACAGGCAAAAGAGGGUCAGCGGUGAAUAUCAGAGCCAUUUUUAACUCAUAUGAUAGAGGAUCAGCGGUGAAUACCAAGGCCUGUACGUAUACAUUUUCAGUACACAUGGUAUCUGUCUGUUUUUAAAAGAGACCCUAGUACACUUGGUACUGGGUGCUGACCGAGUUUAAUACAAGAGCCCAUAGUACACUUGGUACUGGGUCAGCGGUAAUACGGUUAUACAAGAGCCCAUAGUACACUUGGUUCUGGGUUUAUCGGUUUUGUCCAGUGCCCAAACGCGUGAGGUCUUAUGUAGUCUCCCAGAAAUUAAAAUUCAGAUCGUAUGGAGAAGUGGGGCUUUUACAUCAAAUUUCGAAUUUUAUAUUAAAAAUGCGUUCAAUAGCUAAGAUUAGCUACAUUAACUUUUAUUUUUUUAAUCUAGUCACUACUAGGGAUAAAUGAAAAACGAUCAAGGCAAUGUAAAUACCUUAGGAAUAUCCACUCGAGUUUUUUGUUAAACAGAAAAAUGAAAGUUACUUUAAUUAAUCUUUUUGAGACACCCAUUAUAUAUAAAGAAAAUAAAAACCCUGAAAACAAAA
Nematostella vectensis (starlet sea anemone) is the source of this 4518-nucleotide messenger RNA. Its product is annotated as elongator complex protein 2. Gene Ontology annotation, biological process: tRNA wobble uridine modification. Gene Ontology annotation, molecular function: protein binding. Lineage: Eukaryota; Metazoa; Cnidaria; Anthozoa; Actiniaria; Edwardsiidae. The transcript has 24 exons. The record is from RefSeq and is a predicted model, not a curated record. Bases 42 to 2549 code for a protein of 835 amino acids. Gene Ontology annotation, cellular component: elongator holoenzyme complex.